AUGCUGGAGCCCUUGCAGAUUGCAGUGGAUGUGAUUCAAGUGUUGCUUGUUGAUGAAGGCAGAAGAAUCUUCUCUUCUUCUCCUUUCCAAGGAGGGAAGGGUCUUGAGGGGGCCGCGCGCUCUCGUCAAUCUCCUUCUGAGAUUGAUGAAGAGUCGCUUACACUACUCUCGAAACUGAUUACUGUGGGGGAGGCUAUUGGAUCCUCCAAUAUCUCUCCUGUCGCUGUCACGUACUCGAGAGUGUUAAGGGACCUGACGACUAAGGAUCAGGAGUUCAACUGUUAA
Messenger RNA from Fibroporia radiculosa, 285 nucleotides. RefSeq lists its product as uncharacterized. The record is from RefSeq and is a predicted model, not a curated record. The coding region runs from base 1 to 285 and encodes 94 amino acids. The transcript has 2 exons. NCBI's taxonomy places the organism in Eukaryota, Fungi, Basidiomycota, Agaricomycetes, Polyporales, Fibroporiaceae.